UCCGUGCUGAUUGUACUGAGAUUGUGACAGCCGGUUAAAUGGCGUCCCUUGAGAAGGCAAACACAAGAUGUAUGUCAGGAGAAGUCCAGUAUUGUCAUAAUGAGUAUACUUGGAAUGUGGAGGGAAAAUGAGAGGCAGAUGAGGUUUGAGAGAGAGGAAGAGGGGGAGCUCGAGCCGUUAAAAUUGCGGGGGAAAUGGUUUGUUAAAGAAGAAUGGUAGAAAGUAUAAGCAGAGUGAGCUGAAGACAAGAGGAUAAAUGGAAGUGAAUGAGGUCGUAGUAUCGGAGGUGGUAGGUGUGGUGAUGUUCUCGGAGCCCGAGGCUUGCACCGAGGGUCAGGAUAAAGAUGAGUCCGUGACCGUAGGAGUGAAGUUUUGGGAAAAAGUGGACCCUUGCCUUUUGGCGGAUCCAUUUGGUUUCUGCUGGUCAGAGGGAGAAGGCGCUCCAAUCUUGUUGGCAAGAAAUGUGAAUUGUUUUGCUCCCAAGAAAAGGGGGCAAUUGAAAGGAGUGAUUACUGGGGUAGCAUUAAAUGUAAAAGUUGAUCAACUGAAGGGGAAGUUUCCCAGUGUUUGAUGCUCGUCGUUUGGUACAACGCAAACAGGGUGGCAUGAGUGGUGAAACAGAAGUCACUGUCUGUUCUUUUGAGUUUUGAUGUCUUUUCCCGACAAAGUUAUGUUAGUAUAUAUAAGUUGUCCUGUACAAGCUUUUGUGCUAAAUACAUUACGUUGUUACAGGUGUCAAGCUUAUGGGCAUGUGGCAGCAGUGUGUAGGAGGGAGGGUCCAAGGUGUGCAGAAGGGUAUGAGACAAAGGAAUGUUUAGCAUUGGGAAAAGUAGUGGUAUAUGUUAAUUGUAUGGGUGCCCAUGGGGCUGGGGCUCAGAAAUAUCCUGUGUGAGAGAGGCAGGUUGAGGUUUCCAUGGUUAGAGUAGUGCAGAAGUCAUAUGCUGAGGCAGUGAAGAAAGUAGAGGAAGAUGGGUCAAGAGGGAGGGAUCCUGAGAGGAGUGGUGUGCAGUAGAUCUGUACCAGUACAGAGGGAUCGGCCAACAAGUGAUAUAUGUUUCAGUAAGAUUGUAUUUUUAGCAUUCAUAGCAAUGAUUAUGAACUGUACUGCAGGGAUGGAACGUUAAGUCUCAGAAAAUUGAGGAUGUGGUGGCAGCUGCAGAGAGGUAUUUGGGUGUGUCAGACUUGACAUCAGAAGAGUUACAGGUUGUGUUAAGUGGUGGUGUCCCAUCCUUUCAAGUUGUUGACAUGAGGUAGGACUAAAUAGAUUAAAAUAGUGGGGUAGGGUGAUGGUUUUAUUUAAUUGAUAUUUACAUUUUCUAUUAUUUUUUUCUCCAAUUUUAUUUAAAAAUACAUUUGUUUUUGGGUGUAGUGGUAGGGUCUUUUAUUUUGUUUUACAUUUGUGGUGGUAGGUAGUCUAGUGGUUAGAUUGUUGAGCCAGUAACCGAAAGGUUGCUGGAUUGAAUCCUCGAGCUGACAAGGUAAAAUAAUGUCGUUCUGCCCCUGAACAAGGCAGUUAACCCACUGUUCCCCGGUAGGCCGUCAAUGUUAAUAAGAAUUUGAUCUUAACUGACUUGCCUAGUUAAAUAAAGGUUAAUAAUGUAAGGUCAAGGGGGUUGUACUCCAGUAUAGUAGCGGUAAUGCAACAUCUAGUGGAUGCCAAACGCCGUUAAACCUCAUCGAAGAAGAAAAAUAAGCGUUUGAAAUUGAUCUGAGCUCCCAAUUCGUCAUUUGGCUAGUGCUGUCUGGAUCGGAGAUUGAUUAAUUUUGUCUGACGCAAGCAGGGGACUCAGGAAAUAUUUCAAACUCGAUUCGAUUGUAGCGAUUUUCUAAGGUAAAACAAACGUCAGUCGGUCGAUAAGCUACAGAAAAGUAAAUAUGUCGCGGUUAUUUUACUCGCCAUUCAAUCGUUUUUGUGUCAAGUGUAAAGAUUGUCCUGCAGUGACCGCGCGCUGCUAUUCCUCUUUGUUGACUCCAAUUCGGUGCCCCCAGCUGUCAAAACAACAUACCUUUGUCGUGUUACAACAGCAGCAGAGAAAAUGUUUCGGACCUUCACGCCAAACUUCUCGGUUUUACUCAAGGUCAAAGUUUUGGAUUGGGGGAAUAGGUGCGGGCAUUGUUUUAGCUUUGGGAUUGAAAUAUCACACUGACAUAGCUGAGCUCUCAUGUGAAGAGGACUUCCAACAUACUGGAAGAUAUGGUGCUGCCAUUCAAGUUAGCAGAGACCUUGUUCAGCGGAUAAAGGAUGAGGUUGGGGCUCCAGGGCUGGUGGUCGGUGUGUCUGUGGAUGGCUCUCAAGUCUGGUGCGAAGGACUUGGCUAUGCUGACUUAGAGAACCGUGUGCCCUGUGGACCAGAGACAGUGCUGAGGAUCGCCAGCAUCAGUAAACCCCUAACUACAGCAGCAGCAGCCCGCCUGUGGGAGGAGGGGAAGCUUGACCUCGAUGCCCCUGUCCAGAAAUACGUCCCUGAGUUCCCCCAAAAACAGUUUGAGGGAGAAGAUGUGACAAUAACUCCACGGUUGAUUCUCUCUCAUCUGAGUGGCAUACGGCACUACGAGAAGGAUGCCAAGAAAGUGAGGGAGGACAAGGAGAAGGCCAAACGACCUUUAAAACUGCCUGGUGAAGAGGAAAAGAGCUUGUCUGAAAACAAACCCAAGACCGAGGACAGCAGCACCAAGAGCAAGGAAAACAAACAGGCUCAGAAGAAAAAAGAGUUUGAGCAAGAAGAGUACUACCUGAAAGACAGCUUUGAAAGUGUCAUUCAUGCCUUGGACCUGUUCAAAGACGACACUCUCGUUUUCAAACCUGGCACCACCUUCCUGUACUCAACCCACGCCUUCACCCUCCUCAGUGCUGUGGUGGAGAGAGCUGCUGGCCAGCACUUCCUGGAUCACAUGAUGAAGAUGUUCAGGGAACUGGGCAUGCUCAACACUGUGCCAGAUGAGAAUGACCCCAUUAUCUAUAACCGCUCAAGGUUUUAUCAUUUCAAUAAGAAAGGACGCAUAGUAAACUGCCCUUACGUGGAUAACUCUUAUAAAUGGGCAGGAGGUGGCUUUCUCUCUACUGUGGGAGACCUGCUCCUGUUUGGGAAUGCUCUGCUCUUCAGCUACCAAGUGGCCAACCUGAAGGACUGCACAGACCUCCUGCCUGGCUUCCUCAAACCAGAGACAGCCCAGGCUCUGUGGGCCCCUGUGGACAAGACAGAGGCCUCCUGGGAUAAGGAUGGGCUGUAUGCACAGGGCUGGCUGGUGGUGGAGAAGGAGCAGAAGUAUGGUCAGUGCAGGAGGCGCAGGCAUUAUGUCUCACACACAGGGGGCGCCGUGGGGGCCAGCAGUGUCCUGCUGGUUUUGCCCCGCAAGACAGUCCAGCAUCCAGAAGGACUGACUACAGCCCUACCUCAGGGAAUAGUGGUGACCAUCAUCACUAACAUGCAGUCUGUGGGACUCAACAGCACAGCAUUGAAAAUCGCCCACGAGUUUGACAAAGCCAGAGGCUAAUAAGAGUUCAUAUUCUUUACAAAUAUAGAGGGUUAAAACUACCGCAAAGUGUCAAGGCACUACAAUAUCUUUACUAAUGGCAGUGGAUGAAUGAUUUAUCAGCAGCACUCUUUUGUAUAUUUGAAUUUGAUACUGCUUUUUAUACAUUUCAGCCCGUUUUGUUGAGUAAUAAAAGACCAUGUUCGACAUGGGUGUGCAUUGAAUAUUAA
Messenger RNA from Oncorhynchus kisutch (coho salmon), 3704 nucleotides. RefSeq names its product lactamase, beta (gene lactb). The record is from RefSeq and is a predicted model, not a curated record. Gene Ontology annotation, biological process: proteolysis; regulation of lipid metabolic process. Gene Ontology annotation, cellular component: mitochondrion. Gene Ontology annotation, molecular function: peptidase activity. The coding region runs from base 1876 to 3495 and encodes 539 amino acids. The transcript is spliced from 6 exons. Lineage: Eukaryota; Metazoa; Chordata; Actinopteri; Salmoniformes; Salmonidae.